ACCGAAGUUAAUUGUAGACUCUGUUUCCCACUAUAUAAUAUUCCAUAGUUUUAGAGAGAGAAGAAACAACAGAAGAGGAAACUCGUCAAAGAAAGGAAACCAAACAGAACAGAGCAACACCCACCAAAAACAGAGCAUCCGAGUUACGCCCAUGGAGUGGGUUCGCGGCGAAGUAGUCGGCCGUGGAAGCUUCGGGACUGUGAAUUUAGCAAUACCCAGGAAACAGAGCACUGGAUUUCCCCAGUUCAUGGCGGUGAAAUCAUGUGGGUCUUCGCACUCUGCUUCCCUCAUGACCGAAAAAUCGAUAUUGGACGAGCUCAGCGGUUGCCCACAAAUUAUCCGGUGCUUCGGUAGCGAUUCCAGUAUCGAAAACGGCGAGAAGCUUUAUAAUCUAUUAUUGGAGUAUGCUUCGGGGGGAAAUUUAGCUGAAAAGAUUAAAAAUCCCGGUUGCCGCAGUUUGCCGGAAUCCGAAGUCCGGCGACACACGAAGUCAGUGUUAAGCGGGCUUCAGCAUAUUCACAAGAACGGGUUUGUUCACUGCGAUAUUAAGCUUCAGAACAUCCUCCUCUGUUCUGGCAAUCGAAAUGAUGUCGCGAAGAUCGCCGACUUUGGGCUUGCGAAGAAAGCCGGAGAGAAGAGAGAGAAAGUACGGUUCGAGGUGAGAGGCACGCCGCUGUAUAUGGCGCCGGAGACGGUUUCCGCUGGCGAGAUUGAACCGCCAGCCGACGUGUGGGGUUUGGGGUGUUUGGUGGCGGAGAUGGUCGCCGGAGCUCCGGUAUGGCGGUGCUCGCCGUCUGAUGACGUGUGCAAGCUGUUGAUGAGGAUUGGUGUGGGUGAUGAAAUCCCAGAGAUUCCCCGGGAUUUUUCCGAAGAGGGAAAAGAUUUUCUUGGAAAAUGCUUUCUAAAGGACCCCGCGAAGAGAUGGACGGCUGAGAUGCUUUUGAACCAUCCGUUCGUGGUUGAUCAAGAUGAUACUGUUCCAUUGGACGACACACGCGAAGCCUCUACUACGGGAUCGCCUACAGGACCGUUCGAUUUUCCUGAUUGGGAGUCGCCUUGUUCAAUUACUUCUUUUCCCUCGCCGGAUAAAUCGUGGGGAUCAAACAGAUUGUCGAGUGCAUCCGCCGCGGAGAGGCUGCGGGGGCUGGUAACGGAGCGGAGACCGGAUUGGUCUGUUUUGGACAGUUGGGUCACUGUGAGGUAGUUACUUUGUGGUAUGGGGAAUAGCAGUAGAUUUUUUAGCAGAUUUUUUAUUUGGUCAAUGUUGGAUUCUUUGAAUUGUUGUAAAUAUAGGAGGAGGGGUGAGAGGAAGAGAUUGGAUUGGUUAGAACUAGACACAGAGGAUGAUGUAAGAGAUAAUCUGACACCAUUGAAGAGUCCCAGUUGGGGGAGCUCAGUUUGUACAGUGGUUUUUUUUAAAAAUUUUAUAAAUGAAACCAAUUUUCUGGGGAA
This is a messenger RNA of Rhododendron vialii, 1452 nucleotides long. RefSeq names its product mitogen-activated protein kinase kinase kinase 20-like. Gene Ontology annotation, molecular function: ATP binding; protein kinase activity. Gene Ontology annotation, biological process: protein phosphorylation. Lineage: Eukaryota; Viridiplantae; Streptophyta; Magnoliopsida; Ericales; Ericaceae. The transcript has a single exon. The record is from RefSeq and is a predicted model, not a curated record. Bases 152 to 1204 code for a protein of 350 amino acids.